This is a messenger RNA of Zymoseptoria tritici IPO323, 255 nucleotides long. RefSeq lists its product as uncharacterized. Lineage: Eukaryota; Fungi; Ascomycota; Dothideomycetes; Mycosphaerellales; Mycosphaerellaceae. The transcript has 2 exons. The annotation marks the transcript as partial. The record is from RefSeq and is a predicted model, not a curated record.
GGCGAUAGAAACCACGUGCUACGCACAAUCUACGCCGAUCUUGAGCCAAACGUCGUCGAUGAGAUCUGCAUCGACACAUAUCGCAGCUCGUCUCCCCGACCUAUCUACACCGAGAUGAUAAUUACUGGCAAGGAGGCUACCUCCAAGAACUACGCCUGUGGACACUACAUCGUCGGCAAGGAGCUCAUCGACCAGCUACUUGGAAAGUUCCACGUCACCGACGAUAUCUCUGGUUUUCCGGAAUUCCUCGUGUUC